CUUCCGGAAACGUGUUUACGGUGCUAAUGUUUAUGUUCUGCACAUGCAAAUCUUUCAAUAAAAAAUACGGCAUGAAUAAGUUGACAGAAAUUCGAAUUCAACGAAAAUAACUGUUUAGUUUCAAGAUGGAGAGAGCAAGGACACCAAAUGUAGACCUGCCAAGCUUUGCUAUUGAGACAAAUUACAGCUCAGAUGAUGAGAGAGAAGAAGCAGCCGAAGAAACGAGAAGGAAAAAGACCAAACACAAAAAACAUGAACGCAGAAAGAGCUCAUCUAAAGCAAAUGUUGAAGAAAAAGAUUCUGUUGGAGCUAAUGAACAAUCAAAAAUAACAACUGGUGCAUCAUCUUGCUCCACAGCAAAUAGAGGAAGACCACGGAAAAGAAAGCUUGGGAACACCUCUCUGGACGAGGGCAAAGAACAAGUGAUUUGUGGAAUGUGCAACAAACACUACAAAAAUGAACAUUCCUUAAAGCAACAUGUUAGAGGAUACCACAAAAAUCAGACAAUGGAACUGAGUGCAGAUGAGAGUGGAACUGGUUCUGAUUCUGAAGUCGUUUGUAUGGUAUGUCAGAAGGGGUACAAAAAUGUGAAGAGCUACAGACACCACUAUAGAUUGAAACACAAAGGAACGUUACCUGAAGAAUAUGUGGUGAGAAGGUCGACCAAGGAAUCUAAACCCACCAGGGGAGAAAGUGACGCCGUUAGAGGGUCUGGAAAUUUCAAUAUCCAGGGGAUUGAUGGGAAUACAGAGGAAGAAACUCCCACCACCGGUCAUUUGAAAGGAACUACUUCUACAGCAAAGAGAGAUUCUAGUAAAGGGAGUAGCAGAGAAAGGAAGAUUAAAGGUGGAAACAGUUCUGCUGUAGAUGGUGAGGGUAUGCACAUGUGUCCCUACUGUAUAGUAGGUUACCAGCGACCCUGUCAUUUGUCGAGGCACAUUUCACAUAAUCAUGGAAAGGAAUGGAUUUCUGACAAAGGUAAACCAAACGGCACCACCACUGAGGAAGAAUCAGAAAACUCUCAAAUGGACAAGAAGGACGUUAAAGAUUUGAGACGAGUUCCAUGUACCUUUUGCUCAAAAAUGUACAAGACCAGGAAAACUAUGAGGGCUCAUCGUAGAAAGGAACACAGAGAUAUGAUGCCAAAUUUGAGGACUUUAAAACUGGACAGAGGAAUGACCAAACAAAUAAAAUCCAGUGAGGAACACGAGAAUUCUAUGAUGUCAUUUUCCAGUGAGGAAGAUAUGAGCAUGGAAGAGAUUCCUUGUUCUAACAAUUCUAUGCCAUACAAAUCAAAGCAUUCUGAAAAUAUGCAAGGCAGUAAUGAUCAUAGUAACAAAGUGAUUUUUUCUGAGUUUGUUGAUUCUGAAGAUGACACUGGUCAUACUACAAAUGAGGACAGUGAGUGUUCUGCGUUUGAAGGUGAUAGUGAAGUUGAAUCCAGUGUAGGCAGGGUGCCUUGUCCAUUUUGUUCGAACACAUACAAAGCAAAAAAAUAUAUGAAAGCCCACUGCAGGAACAAACAUAGGAAUGAAAUACUUGUGUCAAAUCAAUAUUCAUCUGAAACUGAAGAGACAGUUAAUCGCGCAACUGGUGUACCAUGUCCCUUGUGUUCAAAGUUAUUUGAAAACAGCGAGACUAUGACUACACAUUUUAAAACGGGUCAUUUCGGUGGACGAAGUUUCAACCCAGAUCUCGUGAAUAUGGAAGGUGAAAAUCAAACAAAAGCGGAGCUGGAGAGAAAAAAGGAAAGAAUUUAUUGUCCUCUCUGCCCAAAAUCAUACAAACACAAGAAAAGUUUGAGGGCUCAUUGCAUACAAGACCAUAUUGGUAAAGAUGUAGUUGUCGGUACUUUUAGAAGUACGGAGGAGGAGGAUACUACAGAACCUGGUAAGUCUGGCACACAAGAGAAACUAGUAAACAUGCCUGUCAUUGUAGAUUGUAGCACCAGCAUGUACAUAAUAUGUGGUUGUGGGCUUGUAUUCAGAACUGAACGAAACAGACAUUUGCAUAUGCUAACCCUUGGAAAAUAUCAUACUAAUCAUUCUUAUCAAAUCGUAGGUACUCAACAAAUGAUUGAAAUGGGAACGCUUCAAUGUGGGUUUUGUGGGUCCAGAUUCAGAUCAAACGAUGCAUUGCGGAGACACUUGAAUGAUUUUCAUUUCGACAGGAGGGAAGCUGAGAAAGAGUUGGACAUUAAUGUUGAUGCAAGCAAUUUUCUCAGAUUUAACAAGUCCCCGAAGAACACAACUACAAGUUACACUGAGAAAUCUCCAUCCAGCAGUCAGGAAAAUUAUCCAAAAAGAGACCCUCUUGAACAAGCUGCUAAUUCAAAGAUGAAUCGAUGUAUAUCAGAUGAAGGCAUUGUUAAAGAAGUCUUAACAAAUGCAUCUAACAAAACUGGACCCAUUCGUUUGUUGGAUGCCGAAAGUCCCAAGAAGUCUAACCAGAAAUUUCAAAAUUUUUUCAUCACAUUUACAGAAGAAAAGAAUGACUAUGUAAGAAUUGUGUCCAGGAAUUCUGAGGACAAGGUCAAGAAACACAGCUUGGGAGAAAGCAAAUCACCAGGUUUUAAUAGAGCAAAUGAGAAUAAAAGACAGAAAUUUGGAGACCAGGAAAUGGCAGAAGAGCAUAAUAUCACAAGGACAUCCUCUGUGUUGUUCGAUAAAGACAAAGUUAAAGCUGUGAAUGUAGGAGUUGAUGAAGAUACCAGUAGCGAGGGUGACAAAUCUCCGGACCAGGCUUCUAGUUCUGAUCCCCUGACUGUCAAUGUCCAGCAGUACUUGACCAGGUCGCCAACCAGAUUCUCCCCUUUUGUGAAGCUGACUAAUAUUUGCGAAGGACAAAAAAAGUUUGAUCCCAAAAAGCCAUGGAACAAAUAUGCUCCAGCAAAACCCGUAACAAAGACUAUGUCUUCUGGAAAUCAGUUGUUGGGAGUGGUCAGCAGAAGAAAGUCCCUUGAAUCGAAGAAAGUUAAGUUUCGGGAUGAAAAUGGUGCAGAAAUUACGUAUUUCCAAGCAGAGCAAACACCGACAAGUGGGAAUGACUCGGAAAAUUAUUUACAAAAAUAUGAUCAGGCAGCAUUAGCUUUUUCUGAUCAAGAGGAUUCCUGUGAGACUUCAAAUGUUGAGGUGGUUAAUGUGGAAGAUCAAGGCGACAGUAGCCCCACAGAGGAAAAUGAUGAUAUUGAGGACAUGUCUGAAGUAGAUGAAUGGGAUAAUGCAGUAGGUCAGCAGUCUUCAGCAUCUACUUAUGGUCUAAUAUCCGAUCAACCAUCAGUGGAUAAUGGAGAGGCUCAAAAAUCGUCUGCUGCAGAAAAAAAGCAGAAAAAGAAAUCACCGCAAAAAUCAAAGAAAUGUAGUCCUAGCAAAAAAUCAACUGGGAAGCGUGCAUUGUUUUCAGGAAAAAUGGAAACUGAAAACACAUCUAGAAAUAUCAAUAAAAAUGCUUCGGCAAGUUUCAUUCAUUCUGUUUCUGAGGUCUCAUCAGCUCAAGGUUUAAGAUCAGGCAAAACUAAGCUUAGAGUUCCAGCACCAGGAGGCAUCUCCAGAAGGAGAAACACUAAAACUUCUCAGCCUUACCUGAAGAGAAACACAUCAGCUUUUAAAAUCCAGGCAGUUAAAAAGAAACUUCUGAAGGGAACAAAGAUCUUGAGCUCAGAACCAAAGAGAGUUAGUCCGAGAUUAAAAAAACAACCAACUACCCAAGAGGAAGAUGUAGCACCUGAUCCAAAUGAACCUGAAAGCAUAACUUUGGGAGCUGCAGAGUUUGGAGAAAAUCGUAUACAGCGAAUUGAGAAGCUUAAACUCCAAACAGAAGUUCUUUUACAUCGGAUAAAUGAAAUGAAUGAUCUACCUCAAGAGGCUGAAGUUGAUGAAGGGAGAAUUACAAUGACUGGACCAGAACCUUUCUCAACAAAUGCAAAGAGGAAAGUGUCAAAAUUAAAGGCGUCGAAAAGCAAGUCAGUGAGAAGAAGUAAAAGAACUGCAAUGUCCAUGACCAGUGAAGAGGUCCCGAUCACUCCUGAAAAAAACAUAGAAGAUUCCAUUCAUUUUCCACAGCAGUCGGGGGUUGCAGAUAUGAAAAAAGUUUUAAAAUCAAAUUGUAAUUUUGAAUCUGUUCAAAAAUCUGCAGCUGAUUUGAUUUCAGAAGAACAAUAUGAAGAUGAUAACAUUCCAAAACAUAGGACUACUGAAGCAGUUGAAACAAAUACCUCUAGCAGAGGUACAAGGAGUUGCAGUCCUAUGAAGCAGAGGAGAACUCCAAGUAAACCGUAUGUCAGUGAGUCCUUAGUGGUGUCUAAUGCAGCAGCAGGAGGGAAACAACAGGCUGAACAUGGUUUGUCCGCUGCGAAGAUGCCUGUUGUAAAGUUGAGUAAACUUGAGGAACAGUGGAGUGGACAAUAUUUGAAGUUUCUAAGUAAUGUUGAUAAGUCCUCCAAGUCUUCUCCACAAUUGAAUGAACACAGAAUGGAGAGAUCAGAUAAAUCAAAAUCUAGAAAUUUUAGGAGGAGAUCCUACUCAGCAGAUUCUUCUUUGGAUGUGGGUGAAGGAAGUGAAAUGAUUACAAAAUCUGGAAAUUCAGGAGAUGGAGUAGGGCUAUUGAAAAGUCUUGGUUUGCAUUUAAAUGGGAAUGACGAUGAGGAAAUUGAAAAAUCAGCUCUCCAGACAAAGAAAGAAAAUCAGCAAUGCAAAAAAAGACCAUUGCAGCCAACAAUUACAAACAAAGGAGAUGCAGAGGAAAAUUUUAAUCACCAAACAGAUGUACCCAAUUCAGGAGAUGGUAAUAAUGUAGAAAUUAUACAGAUGGUAGAUGAUGCAGUGACAGGUGAAAAUAAUGAAGACAUCAUGGAAUCCACUCUAACUCAAGAAGAACUUCAAAUUACAAAUGAAGUUGAUAAUGUGAAGGUGAACAGAACUGUGAUUGAUGGUAUCAUAAAAAAUCAGCCUCAGGUUCUGUUUGUUCACAAAGAUGAAGUCAUAUAUGCUGAUGAAGACAGUGUUAUCCAAGUGGACAAGGAAGAAAUAAACAAUUUGAAAGAUCAAGUAAGCAAGAAGCGCUCCAAGAAAGUUUUUUCAAGGAAAAGAAAAGCCGGAGAAGAUCCUCCUUUUGUUGAUGAGACAGAUGGAAAUGUUCAGACAGAACCUUUAGUUAAAAAAGAUGUAUUUUCACCUAGUAUUAGAAAUGUCUUAUAUGAAAUAGAACCAAAACAUGCUCCAUUAAAGCCUGUAAAGGCAUUGGAGAUCAGAGUAGUGUCAGACGAUGAAAUCGUCUCAUCCACCAUUGUAGAGGGAAGUUUUGCAAAACAAGACCUAGCCUCUCGGAUUGUAGCCUUGAUGGAAUUUGCAGAAGACCCAGAGGUGGUGGCUCCAGUCAAACAAGUCACAGAACCCAGUUUCGUGAUAAAAAAGGAUGUGCAAACAAAAUUCUCUUGUCACAAGUGUGAUAUCACCUUCAACAUGAAGUCCAAUUUGAAGCGCCACAAAUCUACAUGCCAUCCAGAAGAUGAGUUUAGGAGUUUUGAUAUUGGCAAGAAGUCCAACAUUCCUGUAAAUGUGGAACUAGAAGAGCAAGACAAUGUACAAGCACACGGCAUACUGUCUGACUCAGUAGCACCAGAAAAUAUCAGCUUAUCUGAUUAUGAAGAAGAAAUCAGAGAAGGUUUGAGAGAAAUGUAUGGAGGGGCUUUAGAUGUUGAACUGAAAGUCAAGAAAUUACAGUUACAGGACACUAUUCACAUUGAUGGUUUGAUUUUACUGAGAAAACACAAGAACACCUGGAAAAUAAUGAAUGAUGAACAUCUUUCUGACCCAUUAUUACUUUCUGCAAAUACUGAUAAAAGUUCUUGCUGCAAGAAAGUGGAAUUGGUGAAGAAAACCGAAGUGAAAGACAAAAAACCCAGAAAAUUUGUAGAACUAGAAGAACAGAAUCCAAUCAUUGACAAUCAUUUGAGUGUAGAACAGCAGAACAAUGCUGCUGCAUCAAGUGUAAUAGCUGCUACAUCUAGUGUAAUUGCUUCUACAUCUAGUGUUAUUGCUCCUACAUCUAGUGUACCUGCUUCUACAUCAAGUUUAAUUCCUGCCACAUCGAGUGUAGCAGAUACUGAACUUGUUGCUGAGAGUCAGAACUCAAGUUUAUUGAAGGAAUCUGUGCCAAAGAGGUCACACAAAAAGAAAACACACUCUUUAAAAUCAAGCAAGGAUUCAAACAGUGAAGAAAAAGCAAAGAAAAAAUCAGAUCCAGUCCCUUUGACAGACUUUGAGAGAGCAAUACUUGAGCCAAAAAAAAAGCACAAGAAACAUAAGCGCAAGACAAGUGUAGUAGAAAGCGGAAAAGAGACAAAUACAUAUGAUUGUGAGGACAAAAGUAAAUCAAUUCAUAAAAGUGAAAAAGAUCUGAAAGAUAAGAAAGGAAAGGUGAGGAAUGACCAGGAAACAAUUGUGCCAAAAUCUAAAAUUGUCCAGAAAAUUCUCCGUGAGAAAGCCAAGGAGGAGGAAAUGGAAAACAUGAAGUUUGUCCCUGUAUCGGGUGAACCGCUUCCUUCCUUUGAAGAAAUUCUGCAACAGAAGUCAAAACCUAUUGACCGUAAAUUUACAGAAAAGAAUGAUAAAGAAGGUGAAAAUGUUGUCCAAGAUAAAGGUGAGGAAGGAGACGAGAGUCCUGAAACUGGAGUUGAAUCACCAAACGAUUUUAGUUCAACCUCAUCUAGUGGCAGUUCAGGGAAUAAAAUCUCUACCCUCAUGUCUGUGAAACUUUCUAAGGUGGCAAGGGAUAACCAGGAAAGGGAAGAGGUUCUAGCAGCAAUAACUGGCAAACCCAAGACAAAACCUUUCAGAAUUCCAAAGACUGUAUCCUCAGAGAUUGAGACUUUAGUGGAAUGGAAAUCGCCACUUCAGGACAUUGGUCAAAUAGAGAAGUUUAGAUUUGGAGGAAAGCAAGGUGUUGGACCAAGCAUGCUCAGCAAGACCAGUGUUAUAAGCUCUGUGAGUGUGAACUAUGAUGCUAUCUUAUCAGAUGUUGAAAAACCAGAGGGGGUGAUAAAACAUUCUGUUGUCCUGCCGCUAGAGCUCAGAAAAUCAGAAGAACCCUCCACAUCCAGUGGUAACAAGCAAGCUGUGGACCUAGAAGUUUCUCCUGUCAAGAAACCUCGCAUUGAGACUAUCAGCUGGAAGGAUGAAGAUAUUAUGACUCCAGAUAGCACCACUCCAGACAGAUAUCUUGAGAUGGAGAAUGCUGAGACUGAGAUGGCACCUGUCAAGGAAGCCAAAAGUGCUGAAGCUAACCCUCCAGGGCCGUCCACUUUAUCAUCUAAUGUGAGCAGUACAGGGAAAUUAGGGGAAUGGAAUGAAGAAAAUGAAUCCUGCCAGGGAGAAGAUGUAAGGAAACCAGGCAUUCCAAAAAGUACAAGCACUCCAUUGAAGCAUAACAUUCCCAGUUCAAGCAAAAGACAAGAGAUCAUUGAUGCAUCUUCUUCUAUGAAGGCUUUAUGUUCUGAAACAACCCUUAAUAAAGAGGACAAAAAUCCCACACUGAGCAAUGCAGAAGUGAAGGAAGAAAGGGAUACAAAUGAAAAACAGAAAGAAAUUGAGUGUGAAAAUGAUAAAAUGGAUGUAGAGUUAGAUGUAAAGAUGAAAGAGGAGGAGAAUAUAAAGGAUGAUGAUGAUGAUGAGGAGAAGAAUGAUGGUGGUGGUGAUGAUGUUGAUGUCAAAGACCUAGAAAUUUGUGAUAAUGGGGACACAAGGAUAAAAAACAAAGAAGAAAGUAGCGAAGAGAGUGAAGAGGAGGAGGGAGAGAUUGGAGAUGGGGACAAGUCUGAAAAAAGCUCUGAUGAUUCUGAAAGUGAAAGGGAGACAGAGAAUUCGGAUGAAGAUUCAGACAGUGAAGAGGAAAAAGAGCAGCAAACAAGAAACUCUGUGAUAGAGACAGAUAUGGAUGUGCUUGAUGUGUGUGCAUCUGAUGAGGAGUCAUGGCUGAAUGAGGAGGAAGAUGGGAGGAGUCAGAAGGACUUUAGAGAGGAAGAUGAGCCUGAGAUGGAAGACAGUGGAAAUACAAAGGAUGUGGCAGACAGGGAGGAGGAGGUUAUGGAAGAAGUUGAUAUGGAAAUAGAUGAAGCCUCUGAUGGAGAGAAUAGGAUUGAAGUGACACAAACUUCUAAAAGCCAAGUGAAUGAAAAUGAGAAUGUGACCGUCACAGAGAGCACAAUGGAAUAUGAUGAUGUGGACUUCCAAUCCAACUCCAUAAUGAAGUCUUUGAUUCCUAAUGGAUUCUGCUUCCAGUACAUCAGUUACAAUAAGUGCAACAAACCCAUGUGUAAAUACAGGCACGAUGUGCCCUCCAAGGAAGAAAUUUUCAAAAAGGGGAUUCAUGAGAUUUCUCGUCUGUACAACCAGAGUGACAAAAAAACUGCCUUUGACAUAUACUAUAAGCUGUUAGAGCUGAAUUUCCACGACUCGAUUCCCACCAAGUGCAUCAUGAAGUUGGUGAGAUUGACAGAAGAAGACUACGAUGUGACCUUGGCCUUUAGCCUUAUCAGCCAUGUAGAGAAAAUCAGAUCCAUUGAGUUUCAUUCAACCUUGAUUUCCAUGAGUAGUCUCACACCAGGAUAUUAUGUGGAAAGCUUGUGGACAUUGUUUAUCUGUCUGCAAAAACUAAACAAAUGUUUGACCAAUAAAGAUAUAGUUGUCCUCCACAGAGCAUUUGAAGAGAAGCAGCAGUGGCAAAGAUUAUGGAGCUCAAUGAUCUACAGUCUGCGAUGCACUGGUUUCCUACCCCCUGUGUACAUCACUCGGUCAGCUCUGCAGGCUAUUGUGGGGGACACUGAGGGGUGUGUCACAGAGGCUGUCCAGUGGAUAGAGAGCUGUGACCAAGAACAGCUGUACAAUCAGGAGGAUAAGCUUCUUGGUGCAGUGGCUGACAUUUGCCUUAAACAUGAUCAUCUAAAUGCAGCAGGAAUUCUCAAAUCCAUAGCAAACAAAGUGCAACCCAGUGUCACAGAGAGUACUAGCGGGGACCGUGACUCGGACACAUCCAGUGUUAACUCCGAGGACAGGAAUACUAAUCUAGAAGAUGCUAACUCUGAUAACCACAAAUUCUUCAUCAACAGAAUCAUGGGGGUUAAGUUCUCCAAAAACUGGGAGUACCUGGCUCAGAUAUUCCUGGAACUGAGUAACAUUGAGAGAGCACGAGAUCCCCGCUAUAUUGGGGCAUUCGUAGGAGUUUUCAAAUUUGACAACAAGCAACCAAAUGUACUUGUGGAGGCCUUUAAAGAAUUCAUGGAAAAAGUCAACUCUCUAUUUUUGAAAGAGAAAGCAGAGGAUGAUAUGUCUCGUAUGGACAGGCAAUCCCUUGGUAUCAUUGGGGCAGAGCUGGUCAACUUUUGUGCCCUGUCCCAGUGGUGGAGGGAGGGCCUGAGUGUGGUCCAGACCCUGCACAACAGCAGCAUCCAGUACCUGACCAGAAAGUCCCCCGGGGGCGCCCUAAUGUCCACCAUCGCUCUGGAUGUGUGUCUUAGGUGUAAAAAGCCUUACCAAGCACUACAGCUGUUGUCAGAGUGCAGGUGGUCCUGUGUCAGUGGAUUAAAGAUGGACAAGCCUGACUUCAAGGAGCGAGUGGUACAGCUGAAUACCCUGGUUAAACAGUUCACCAACAUGAAGAGACCGUCUGUGGCCUUUGCUGUGCUCCGUAGGGUUCUGAUGAAAGCUCAGAUAGAUCAGCAAUUUGAUCUCUACAACUCGCUUAUAGGUUUUGAAGAGAAUUUUCAUGUCAUCAUCACCCAGCUUUUGGACAUUGGUGACCCAAGAACUGCACAUGAUGCCUACGAGGUCUGUAGAAAUGCAUGUGUGGCUGUGACCUCUGACCUUGGUUUGCUCCAGCGUUUAGUAGUAGCCUGCGGAGAGGCUCGGUAUUUGACUGGUGUCCGUAAUGUCUUUAACCACCUACAAGAGUUAAAUGUGUACCCACCCCAAGAAAUUCCCCAUGAACUGAGGCCUCUGUGUAUCAACCUGUUGGUGCAGAUGUCCUUAACAGAGUGCAUCAUUCUGAUUGAGGACUUCUUGCAGUGGCUCUACAAGUUUCUGUGUGAUUGGUGUGUUCAGAAUCGGACUUGUGUUGUUCCAGAACAAUAUCUGACACUCAGUGUCAGAAUGCCCAGCACAGGGGGUCCUGACCCUCAGAUGAGAGCGUUGGACAGGAAACUGAAGGCCCUGAAGCACUUGAUGGAGACCAGCUUAACACCAGCUCUCUCUGUAUUUAUCUCAUCUCAAAGAAUGGAUAGGAGGAUUCAAGUCACUAUUCCAUCUCUGUUUCAAUAUCUGUUGGCAUUAGAUGUAAGGGAGGGAGGAAAGCGCCAAGGAUUCAAGAGAUGGACGGAUGAAAGUCAGAAGAAAGGGAAUAGAAUGCGGCAAGAUGUGCCCUGGAGUAGUCGCUGUUGAUCAGAAAUAGCAUUUUCCUGGUUUUUAGAAUGUUGAAAGAAAAUUUGUGAGAUUAAGGAACUAUGAAGUGAAAACAAUUAUGGAGUUAUUGGAAGUCAGUGUAUUGAAAACUAAUUUCUACAAUCUUUUGUCAACUAUGAAGACCAUAAAACAUCUGUUGCAUUAUCUUAAAGGUCAAAUUUCAGAUGAUCCCAACCAGUCAAAAUGAUCAUCCGAGGCCUAUAUUUGAUCAUUUGUGUACUGUGAUUGAAACACUUCGCUGUAGUCCCAUAUACUACUAUGAUUUUGCUGUUCCUGUGUUUGUAUGUAAUGGAAAAAAUGCUUUCUCCCACAAAUCACCAUUGGCCUACUACUUUGUUUCAACACUUCCUUGAAGUUGGCAUUAACUGCUUUGGUAUUUUUGUACCUAUGUUAUGUGUUCACAAACUGGAUGUUAUGACAAAUGUGAAACUAUUAAUGUGUUCUAUGACAAUUUCUGUGUCUGCUUAUUUAAUGGGUGAAAAUCAAGCCCAUACAGUGUUUUUGUGCCAUUCUUGCAUAUCUGCCAUGUUUCAAGCUAAUGAAGAAUGAAACUGAUUUCUGAAAAAAGCUUUU
Magallana angulata is the source of this 11024-nucleotide messenger RNA. RefSeq lists its product as uncharacterized. Gene Ontology annotation, molecular function: RNA polymerase II transcription regulatory region sequence-specific DNA binding; DNA-binding transcription factor activity, RNA polymerase II-specific. Lineage: Eukaryota; Metazoa; Mollusca; Bivalvia; Ostreida; Ostreidae. The record is from RefSeq and is a predicted model, not a curated record. Gene Ontology annotation, biological process: regulation of transcription by RNA polymerase II. Gene Ontology annotation, cellular component: nucleus. The transcript has 19 exons. The coding region runs from base 126 to 10430 and encodes 3434 amino acids.